GCAGGCGGCGGGGUGGGAAGGACGCUGGCGGAAGUGAGCGCCGGCAGGAAGCUCAUUCGGAAUCCCUGCGUCCAGAGGUCCAGGCGGGGCUCCGGCCUUGGCACUGGGCGCGCUCCCCUCGGCGGGUCCUUCCUCAGCUCCGCAGUCGGGCCCCGUGCAGCCGCUUCCAACAGCAUGGGCGACAGCAAGGAGAUCCGCAUCCUGCGCCACGUGCAGCAGCACGCUCAGCGCGGGGACCCGCAGAGCGUGCUGCAGGCCAUCGACGCCUUCUGCUCGCAGGAGCGAACCAUGAUUGUGGGCAAAAAGAAAGGAGAGAUCUUGGAUGCAGUGAUACAGGAGUACCGCCCCUCCCUGCUGCUGGAGCUGGGGGCCUACUGUGGCUACUCGGCUGUGCGCAUGGCCCGCCUGCUGCCCCCGGGCGGGCGGCUGUUCACCAUGGAGAUCAACCCUGACUUUGCUGCCAUCACCCAGCAGAUGCUGGACUUUGCCGGCCUGCAGGACAAGGUCACUGUGCUGCUGGGGGCGUCCCAGGACCUCAUCCCCCAGCUGAAGCAGCAGCAUGACGUGGACACCCUGGACAUGGUGUUCCUGGACCACUGGAAGGAGCGCUACCUGCCGGACACACUGCUCCUGGAGCAGUGUGGCCUGUUACGGAAGGGGACAGUGCUGCUGGCUGACAACGUCAUCUGUCCAGGGGCCCCAGACUUCCUGGCGCACGUGCGUGGAAGCAGCAGCUUUGAGUGCACCCACUACAGUGCCAUGUUGGAACACAUCCAGGUGGUGGAUGGGCUGGAGAAGGCCAUCUAUGUGGGCCCAGGCAGCCCAGCGUGACCUCGACCCUGCACCCUGCCUGGGUCCCUCCGACAAGCUGGCCCCUGCCAACCCCGCUUCUGUUACUGCUGCCUGGGGUAUCUGCCUUCAAGUGCCAGGCAUACUUAGUGCCUGAAAGUCCUGGGCCCUGGCCACACCUGCCUCCCUAUGCUAUCUGUGGCUUUUGGCACCUACCAACCAUGCCUUGUCCCCAAGUCCUCCAGGUUCCUGCCAGCAGGUGGCAGCAGAGUGCCUCAGCCAUAGCUCCACUUUCCAGCCCUGUCUGCACCUCUGAUACAAUGAG
Ochotona princeps (American pika) is the source of this 1114-nucleotide messenger RNA. RefSeq names its product catechol O-methyltransferase-like. Gene Ontology annotation, molecular function: magnesium ion binding; catechol O-methyltransferase activity. Gene Ontology annotation, cellular component: dendrite; axon; membrane. The record is from RefSeq and is a predicted model, not a curated record. The transcript has 5 exons. The coding region runs from base 175 to 831 and encodes 218 amino acids. Gene Ontology annotation, biological process: catecholamine catabolic process; dopamine metabolic process; developmental process. NCBI's taxonomy places the organism in Eukaryota, Metazoa, Chordata, Mammalia, Lagomorpha, Ochotonidae.